GUAGCAUUCCAAUUCGAGAAAAGCACCCACUUUGAGCCGACAACAUCCUUAUUCGUCAAAAUGGACAUCAGGCUUUGGUGAGAUAUCGCUUAUUUAAUGUCAUCUUUGUUCAUAAACUAAUGGGUUCCGAGAGUCCCAAUCCUGAUCUCUCCUUUUGUUUUGAAACAGUUCCGAAAGUUGGAUCUGCCCUGCCUACUAAUCUGAGAUAACAAGGUUGCAGUGAAAAACAAAUUUUAUCCCUGUGUUUUUUUGUCAAUAUUCUUCUAUUCUAAUAAUUUUGAUUCUGUUAGAUGAUAUUAGUUUUUACAUUUUACAGACUCUGUUCACUCCACAGUUUCGGAUCUGAACAACUUGGUGCAUUAUACACCUUUAUAUCCACAGACUUUGUUCACUGCAGAUAAUUUACUUUGUUGAACACUCUUUUUGUUCUGACUCAUUCAAAAUAUUUUAAAAAUUGUAAGAGUAAUAUAUAUGGUUUAAGGUUAUGAGACAAGGAAGAGGGCUAAGACUGCUCUUCUUCUUUUCUGAUGUUAUAGUACUACUUUUGCCUUUGUUUUUUCACUUUCUUUUUUGAAGCAGUAAAAUGGAACUGAAAAGCUAAAAGUUAUACAUAUCAGGAUUCAUUGCAUACAAUUAAUUGCAUAGAACUAAAUUGCAGUGUUUUUCCUUGCAGUUUUUUUCCUUUUUUUUUUUUGUUUUUUUCCAACUUGAAUCAACUUUCAGUCCUAAUGUAGACUUUACCUCUGAUUCCUGAAUUCAACUUUACCUCUGAACUACGUACAUGGACAUAUUAUACACUCUUACUGACAUUUGGAUACACUUUGAACUGUUUUAUGUUCUAUGCCUUCAAAUUAGCAAGACUUUUUUUUUUUGUUUUUGGAUGACAGCAAGGCUCUUUUUUUGGUACUUGAACCUUAAAUGCAAACUCAUUCAAAUCCACUUACAAUUAUUUUAUUUCAAUGGGAUCCUUAUUUAUGCACUUCUGCAGGUCCACUGUAGACAGUUGAAUCAUGGAACUUGAACAAAACAUAGAGCAUACAUUGCUUCGUCACAUAAGACCGUAUCAGAUUACUUUCAAAAUCAGAGUUCGUGCAUCCAGACUGUGGAGACCGAAAAAGUAUAACAGUGACAUAUACGAUGGCCUCCAUUAUCUGUUAGUCGACGAAGAGGGACAUGCUAUUCACGGUUUAAUUGAGGAAUCUGCUUAUCCUUACAUGUCCAACAAAAUGGAAGAAGGGCAGGUGUAUGACAUUACCAAUUUCUAUAACCGAAAACCUAUAUCAAAAUAUAAAGUUGCUGAUCACGUGGUAGAACUUCGUUUCAAUGGGUCAACAAAGUUUGAGCCUGUAAUGGAUGCAUUCCCUCCAAUCCCAGAACAUUCAUUUAACUUCCUUCAUUUUGACAACUUGGAGGACCAGAUGAGGACUCAGACAGUACUUAAGGAACAUCAAGUUACUGUCAGACACACUGGAAAAUUGGAAUCAAAAUGUGAAAUCUUUGUAGAAAAUUUGAGGAGGGAGGAUAUCAGAAUUACCUUCUGGGGUGACAUAGCUAGAAAGUUUGAUAUGGAAAGAGUUAAACAGUUAUCCCCACCAGUGCUUGCUGUAUUCACGGGUUUAAGGUUGACCAAAUUCCAAGAACGGGUAACAGCAGCAACAACAUGCCAUACAUGCAUCAUCAUCAAUCCAGAUAUUCCAAUAGCAAAUGAAUACAAAGCUGAGUUCUCAAAAGCAGGCGACAAAGUGAAAGUACUUCCUUUACCUUUCAAACGGCCAACAGUAGAAGAGAUGAAAGACAAAACAACAAAGUCGGUCUUUGAAUUAAACACAUUGGAUCCUAAUAUAUACAUGAAUAAAACAGUGUAUUGCACUGCUUCGAUCCUCCGGUUUCCAGUCCAUAAUGGUUGGUGGUAUAGAGGCUGUUCAAAGUGUUUUAAACAACUGAAGCAAAGAGAGAACAGCGGUGAAUUAAUUUGUCCUAAACAUGAUGUGCAAAUAGCUGUGCCAUGUUGCAAAGUAUAUGUCACCAUUCGAGAUGAUAAUAAUCAAGCAACGCUCAUUCUGAUGGGGAGACAGGCAGAGCAACUGUUUGGCAUCAAUUGUCAAGAUCUGGUGAACAAAAGACUGUAUCCAACAGAGCAGACACUACCAGAAGAGAUUAAGAAGACAACUGAUGAAACCUAUCUCUUUGAAAUCACAGUCAAUGAAUAUAGCGAGCUGAUGGUCAGAAACAUUUUCCCAAGUAAGCAAUCCUUUGCAUCAAUGGUGGAACAAACCCCAACCACUGUACCACCGGAGCGGCUUUCAACUGAAAGAAAAAGAAACAUUGAAGCAAGUGGAAAAGCUUUGUGCAUCGUGGAGCCUGAGAAAAAAGCCAAGAAUGAGAAGGAGACCAAGCGUGGAGCAAUGAUAUCGGCAUCAUCAGUGUCAUCAUCAGCAAGCAAAGAACAACUUCAGAAAGAAAAGGCAGACUGAAUCUAAAUUGCUCCUCUGUACAGCUGUAACUUAUUUUAUCUAAUUAUACCUGCGCUGACUCCAUUUUGUGUACAGCUAUAGUCAACGAAACAACUGUAUCUUUUGGGAACUGGAGGUAUUAAUUUUUUGGUCAAACUCCAGUCCAACUUUUUGAUAAUUAGCUCCAGUUGUUUCAGCAGUGAUAACAGAUCUAAUGAUCUUUGAACAAUGGAAGCAGUUAAUUUUUUGGACAACCAGUGCCAGCUACUCUGGCUGGGUUGUACUAGCUUCCUUUGAAUCAAAUACUCUAUCAGUACUGUAUUGACUUAACUAUAUGUAGUAAUUUGUAAUGUUUAAAUUCCAUUUCUUCAUAAACGGUUCUUUACAAUACAG
Molecule: messenger RNA, 2846 nt
Organism: Rosa chinensis
Lineage: Eukaryota; Viridiplantae; Streptophyta; Magnoliopsida; Rosales; Rosaceae
Exons: 10
Coding region: 1011-2474 (487 amino acids)
Biological process (GO): DNA replication; DNA repair; DNA recombination
Cellular component (GO): nucleus
Molecular function (GO): DNA binding
Source: RefSeq, a predicted model, not a curated record